UCUCUCUUAGGCUCAGGUUCUUGGAAAUAUUCUUGUCCUCGAAAUUUCGAAGUUGAUGAAACUGAAAGAGAUAAGCUACUAGAACUCUCUUUCUCGCUCCACAGCACACGCUUAUCUCUGCUACAGAACUCAGCCCUUGCCAUUUCCCUGUCUUUUCCCACCCCAACUAGACAUGUGUUCUCAACCUCGCACGAGUAUCAGGAAUUCGACACGUUGUAACAAUACCCCACUUUGCUUUGCUUUUAGUUUAAGCACAAACCACAGUAGAGCCUCGCCAAGGAAGCAAGGAUUCUUCUUCUUCUAAUGUCAGUCUUUUGUUUUUAACUGAUUUUUCAGUGCAUUAUCUCAUUUUGAGGCCUUUUAAGGACGGCUAUUCAGCACUCAACCGCUUGCCGUUUAAUCAAUAAUUCCCUUGUGUUACGCUUUUCAAAACUUCUUCCUUAUUCAAAUUCCAACGUCUAAAAAGAAUGUGAAAGUGCAGUUUCUCUGCGAGACUAUGGUCAUUUCGUGCAGGAACUUGAGCAAAUUCUAGCCUUUGGGUAUCUUCGAGAAGGAGCAGUUGGGGCAGUGUUUGAGAUGGGUUUGUGGUAAAUUUGUGGAGAUCUGGUUGGCUUUGGAGUCUACAGAGGGGAUAUGGAGCCUCCAAAAGGGUUUUCUGCUACUCUGUGGAAUCUUAUUCGCUUUCUCCCUUUCUUCAUUGGCCUUCUGCUUCUGGGUACUAUUAAAGGUAUCAUUUUCUGCCCAUUGGCAUGCCUUAUCAUGGCAGUUGGAAACUCUACUAUUGUAUUAGGUCUUUGGCCAUUCCAUACUUUUUGGACAUAUUAUUCAAUUAUAAGAGCUAAACAAUUAGGGCCACUUCUGAAGAUUGUUCUCUGCCUAUUCCUACCAGUUCCCUUGAUUUUGUGGCUGGUGUUCAGCAUUGUUGGAAGUAUUGCAGCUGGAGCACUGUAUGGCUUUCUUUCACCAGUAUUUGCCACUUUUGAUGCAGUUGGAGAAGGGAAGACUAAGGAGCUUUACCACUGUUUUGUUGAUGGAACUUGGGACACUGUUAAAAAGAGUUGCACUAUCGUCCGUGACUUUGGAGAUGUUUGUUAUCAUUCUUAUUUAUCAUAUAUGGAUGACCUGCAACAACAACAACCUCCCGAUAGGAAAUAUUAUGAGAUCAGAUUGCUUUAUCUUCCUGGUGCUAUUAUUGCUGGUUUACUUGGUUUCAUGCUCGACUUUCCGCUUAUUUCACUUAUUGCCCUCUGCAAAAGUCCGUACAUGCUCUUUAAGGGAUGGCAUCGUCUGUUUCAUGAUCUUAUAGGAAGGGAAGGCCCUUUCUUGGAGACAAUAUGUGUGCCAUUUGCAGGUCUUGCUAUUCUUCUUUGGCCAUUGGCUGUUGUUGGGGCAGUUUUGGGCUCCAUGUUAUCCAGUAUCUUCAUUGGUGCUUAUGCAGGAGUGGUAGUUUAUCAGGAAUCCUCAUUUUGGUUUGGGCUUUGCUAUAUUGUUGCAUCCUGGGCUAUUUAUGAUGAAUACAGCAAUGACAUUUUGGACAUGCAAGAAGGAUCUUGCUUUCCGAGGCCAAGGUACCAAAAAGCUGAACUGACAAAGAGUGCAUCUCGUGCAUCCUCUUUUUCAAAGCGUAAUUCUUUUCGAAAUCGUCUCAACCGUGCAGAUUCACUAACACCUAUGCUCGAUCUGAAACCAUUUGCGCUGCUUGAUGGCUUAUUUAAGGAGUGUAAACACCAUGGGGAGAAUUUUCUUUCUGAAGGAUUAAUAACACCAAAAGACCUUGAAGAUGCCAUGCUUAAAAAGAGUGCCACAGUGGUUAGCAUUGGCUUACCGGCUUAUUGCCUUCUUCAGGCACUACUGCGCUCUGUGAAAGCCAAUUCUGAGGGUAUUUUGUUGGGCGACAAUACAACUGAGUUGACAAUCUCAAACAGACCAAAAGAUGCCUUCUUUGAGUGGUUUGUUAACCCCUUCAUAAUAAUGAAAGAUCAGAUUAAAGCACUAAACCUCUCUGAGGCAGAAGAGGAUUAUCUCUGCAAACUAGUAUUGUUGAAUGGUGACACUACGAAGUUGAAAAGUGCAAAUAUUGGUCCAGCUCCAGAGUCUGAACGCAGACGAGCUGAACUUGAUGCACUAGCUAGAAGGCUUCAAGGAAUUACUAAAUCUAUCUCAAGGUAUCCAACAUCCAGACGCCAUUUCCAAAAUUUUGUGAAGAGACUGUUAGAAGAUCUGGUGAAGAAGAAUGUUGACAGCAAAUCAAGCAAUGGAACUCCAGCAUUUUCAAGAUCAAAAAGUGCCCUUGCUAUCUUCCAGAAAUCUUUUAAAAAUAGAUCAAGCUCCAAUGACUCUGAUCAAACGCCACAACCAAUUGAAAGAGACGUAGAAAUUGUAUAACAAUGUGUUAGUAGCGGAACAGAAACCAUCUCAUUUUCAAUUUUGUUUUGGCUAAGUGUAAUUAUUAUUUUAAUCAUCUUGGCUCAGGGAGCUACAUUUUGUUUUCA
Molecule: messenger RNA, 2492 nt
Organism: Hevea brasiliensis (rubber tree)
Lineage: Eukaryota; Viridiplantae; Streptophyta; Magnoliopsida; Malpighiales; Euphorbiaceae
Exons: 11
Coding region: 634-2385 (583 amino acids)
Source: RefSeq, a predicted model, not a curated record